AUGAGUGACCGAGGGUAUUCAAAAGAACGAGAUACAAAACGAUCUCGUCGUCGAUCACCUUCAAGUCGAUCACCAUCACCACGAAGAUAUUCUCGUUCACCAUCACCUCAUCGAACAAAACGUAGUUCACCAAAUGGACGUCGUCCACCAAAUGAAAUUCAUCGAGAAAAUCCAAUACCAAGUGCUUGUCUUGGUGUAUUUGGAUUAUCACAAUAUACAACUGAACGUGAUCUUAAAGAUUUAUUUCAUAAAUUUGGUCGUAUAAAAGAUGUUCAAAUUGUAAUUGAUAAAAAAACAAAUAAAUCACGAGGUUUUGGUUUUGUUUAUUUUGAAGAAAUUGAAAGUGCUACACGAGCAAAAGAAGCACUGAAUGCAGUUGAAAUUGAUCAUCAUCGUUUACGUAUUGAUUAUUCAGUAACUAAACGUGCGCAUACACCAACACCUGGAAUUUAUAUGGGUGUUCGUACAACAUCUUAUCAUCGUUCUAAUGGUCAUAGUUAUCGUCGUUCACCAUCAUCAGAUAGAAAAUCAUAUCAUCGACGACAUCAUCAUCAUCGUCAUCGUCAUGAUUAUUCAUCAAAAUCACGUUCACGUAGUCGAAGUCGAUCAAGAUCUCGACGUGGUGAACGUCGACGUCGAAGUCCCGGAUAUACAUAUAAUUAA
Rotaria sordida is the source of this 663-nucleotide messenger RNA. The record is from the annotation of a GenBank genome assembly. Lineage: Eukaryota; Metazoa; Rotifera; Eurotatoria; Philodinida; Philodinidae.